Haemonchus placei is the source of this 408-nucleotide messenger RNA. The record is from the annotation of a GenBank genome assembly. Lineage: Eukaryota; Metazoa; Nematoda; Chromadorea; Rhabditida; Trichostrongylidae.
AUGAUGAACGACUCAGCACCGGAGCUCAGCAGAAGGAAACGCGUGGCGAGAGGAGCAUUCAAGAACAUCGAGGGAGUAGUGAAGAAAGCAAAGAACACCCGGCUCUGUGCUUACCUUUCACACUCCGCGUUCUUUCCUGCAUUGGCAUACCAGAGACUUGGACUCUACAAAUGCAGGAUGAGCGUGCAGUGGCAUCAUUCAGCGCGUUAUGGAAAGGACGAUGCUUGGAAUUCCCUUCUACACACAAGUGCAGAGUGGGCUCCGGAGUUCACACCUCCAUCAACGAACGAAAUUCAGGAAUGCCAUUGUUUGCGCCAUGAAAUCAGGUGGGCUGGGCACGUCAUGCGAUAUCGUGAUGACCGUUGGACCACGGGAGUUACAGUCAAGGACCGUGCGAUUCACGCGUGA